Molecule: messenger RNA, 1192 nt
Organism: Trichobilharzia regenti
Lineage: Eukaryota; Metazoa; Platyhelminthes; Trematoda; Strigeidida; Schistosomatidae
Source: the annotation of a GenBank genome assembly
UAUAGUAGCAAUUGGCUCGUACUUAAGUGAAUAUAAACUUAAAGCCGCAUCAGAAGACACAUGUAUCCGUGCAGAUGGUUAUUGUUUAAGUUAAUGAGUGAAGUGCCCUUCGUUAACCUUGAGAAAUAAGGUUGAUUUCAAAUGAUGUCAUAAAAUGUGCAAAACACCUCACUAAAUGACUCACGACAUCACAUCAAAUUCUCCUCCAACAUUUAAACUACUACUUAUCGGCGACUCAUGUGUAGGCAAGACAUCCUUGCUGAUUCGUUUCAAAGAUGGUAUCUUCCUGAAGGGCAGUUACAUUUCUACCGUUGGUAUUGAUUAUAAGAUAAAAACAAUAAAGACGAAUGAUCAAUUAGUUCGCCUGCAGAUAUGGGAUACAGCUGGACAAGAGAAAUUUCGCAGUUUAACAAAAUCGUAUUAUCGAGAUACAAGUGCUGUUCUACUUGUUUAUGAUAUGUGUAAAAAGGAUUCGUUCAUUCACAUCAAGUCAUGGAUGGGUGAGAUCAAUGCAAAUCUACAAUCAAACAGCAUACUACUUGUAUUAGUAGCAAAUAAACUGGAUGAAGAAAAAAGUCGUGUAGUUUUACGGAAAGAAGGCGAACGUCUAGCGAAGGAAACGGAUGCUUUGUUUUGGGAAACUAGUGCUAAGACAGGCGCAAAUGUUGAUUCAAUGUUUCGGGAUAUAGCUGAGCACCUACUUCAAGCGAAAUUUACAACCUGCGUAACCUCACCGACUCCUUCAUUUCGUCAACUCAACGGAGCCUUAAAGAAGUCGAACAGAAUUGAUGACGACAAAGAUAACGUGUCUAUCAAAUCACCGAGUAUCAAAGCAUCAGCGGCAAUGGAAGCAGUAAACAAUUCAGACCGACUAUUUCCAUCUAAAUGCUGUCCUUUAUAACAAUAAUCGAACCAGUAAACUAACUAAUUUUUACACCGAUAACCUUAGAAACAGUCUCUUCAAAAAUGAAGUGACUUGAAACAAUAAAAAGUAGAAGCAUAACCAUGUAUCAUGAAAAUGCAUAAUAUUCCAGUCGAAUCAUUGUUUCAUCGGAAAAAAAGAGAUUCACAUUCGCGACUGUUGUUUAGUUAAGAUGUUCAACACAAACAACUUCGAUACAACUGUCGCCUAACAACAUUUAAUAUUAUACAUAGUUUAAACAGAAUGCAUAUAUAUAUAUAUAUAUAUAUA